Spinacia oleracea (spinach) is the source of this 682-nucleotide messenger RNA. RefSeq lists its product as uncharacterized. The record is from RefSeq and is a predicted model, not a curated record. The transcript is spliced from 2 exons. Lineage: Eukaryota; Viridiplantae; Streptophyta; Magnoliopsida; Caryophyllales; Amaranthaceae. Bases 22 to 330 code for a protein of 102 amino acids.
CGGGUGAGAGUGUGUCGCUGGAUGCUUGUGAUUGACUCCCUGAAGAGGCAUUGCGCUAAUCUGACCAAGAAGCUUACUGGCCGGGAUAGAGAGGAGCGUCGUCGAGGUCGCAGAGAUUCUAUGGACAGGGAGUCCCCGGUGGAUUCUUCGAGAGAGCAAGCCGGGCAGAGCUUAGGUCAGGGUCCUAGUACUAGUACCCGUCAGAGGCAUUCUGAUGUUGAUAGGGGAGUUGUUCCCUUUACAUAUGCUGAGCCUACCAGGCAUUCUGUUGGAGGUAUGGGCAGCCAGAUGCCUUUUACGCCCCCCUGGUACUUAUUUCGGAGCGAGUAGCUCCCAGCCUUGGAGUGCAGAGUCUUGGGCUUACUGGCAUGAGUUUAUGGGGCGGAUGCGCCAGGCCUAUGAUUUUGAGAUGCAACGCUAGUUCAUGGCGAUCCCGCAGCCUUAUCAGUAUCCUUCCUAUCAGCAGGGAACUCAUCGGCCUCCCGGCACCCUUCGUAUUUCGAAGAAGGAGCAUGUUACCCCUGGGAUGGAGCUAGACCGGGAUCUGGAGCGCUAUAUGAGCCGGAACAGGAACAAGGAGCCUGUGAUUGACAUUGCGGCUGAUGAUGAUUCAGAUUGAUCUUGCAUGGUAGCGAGUUCCAGCCUACCUCGAUUUUACUUUUUUAUGAGGAUUUUUGUAUGG